AUGGAUCGGGUGCGGCAGAUAUUCGAGCGCGAGAACUCGUCAGCCGCGUAUGAACCGCUACAGGGGGGAUCUGAGCGGCCAGAUGGCGAGCACAUCGAAGCAGAGGAACACGCAUUCUCAUGGACCGACUAUGCCGUCUUCACGCUGCUAGGCGUCUCUAUGCUAUGGGCUUGGAACAUGUUCCUGGCAGCAGCCCCGUACUUUCAGCGACGCUUCGAGUCCAGCGAUAAUCUACUCCGCAACUUCCAGUCUUCCAUUCUAUGCGUCUCCACCGUAGGCAACCUAGGCUCCAUGAUGGUCUUGACCAAGCUCCAGACCCGUGCCAACUACCCCAAGCGUAUCAUCGCAUCCCUCGCCCUGAACGCCGUUGUCUUCACCUUGCUCGCUAUAUCCACAAAGUUCUUCUUGAACAUAUCCGUUGGUGUCUACUUCGCCUUCCUUAUGCUCAUGGUCUUGAGCGCUAGUCUGGCGACAGGGCUCUGUCAGAACGGUGUCUUUGCAUACGUAUCGGGAUUCGGAAGAGAAGAGUAUACACAAGGAAUCAUGUCUGGCCAGGGCAUUGCUGGCGUCCUGCCUUCCAUUACCCAGAUCAUAUCCGUCCUAUCCGUGCCCAAAAAGCACCACGCCAAUGGAGCACCGCAAGAGUCAAGCACAUCUGCUUUCAUCUACUUCCUAACCGCUACUGCUGUUUCUGCUGCAACCCUGGUAGCAUUUUUCUACCUCCUUUCCCGGGCUAGCUCCAAGCAGCGCUUGUCGCACGCCUCACUCAAUGAAGGACCAGAAUACGACCCGGCUCACAGCGAGCGCAAGAGCAUACCACUAACGAGAUUGCUCAGGAAGCUCUUUUGGCUCGCCGGCGCCGUCUUUCUCACUUUCACAAUCACCAUGUUCUUCCCAGUCUUCACGCCACAAGUGCUGAGCGUGCGCGACCCUUCAACUGCACCUCGUCUUUUUCAGCCGGCGACUUUCAUACCUCUAGGCUUCUUCUUCUGGAACCUUGGUGACCUUAUGGGCCGAGUAGGACCCGCUCUGCCUGCCCUACGCCUUACGCAUCGCCCGCGCCUCCUAUUCUUCUUGUCUAUUGCGCGAGUAUUCUUCAUACCCUUGUACUUUCUCUGUAAUAUCGGUGGAAGGGGCGCCGCUAUCAACUCCGAUUUCUUUUACUUGUUCGUUUUGCAAUUACUCUUUGGCAUGACAAACGGCUACUUGGGGAGCAACUGCAUGAUGGGUUUCGCAGAGUGGGUUGAGCCGGAAGAACUUGAGGCAGCAGGGAGCUUUAUGUCAUUGUCGCUAGUUGGUGGUCUCACCACGGGAAGCUUCUUGAGCUUCUUUGCUGCACAGUCCUCGUGA
Alternaria arborescens is the source of this 1350-nucleotide messenger RNA. RefSeq lists its product as hypothetical. Gene Ontology annotation, biological process: nucleoside transmembrane transport. The record is from RefSeq and is a predicted model, not a curated record. The transcript is spliced from 2 exons. The coding region runs from base 1 to 1350 and encodes 449 amino acids. Gene Ontology annotation, cellular component: plasma membrane; fungal-type vacuole membrane. NCBI's taxonomy places the organism in Eukaryota, Fungi, Ascomycota, Dothideomycetes, Pleosporales, Pleosporaceae. Gene Ontology annotation, molecular function: nucleobase transmembrane transporter activity; nicotinamide riboside transmembrane transporter activity.